GUCUGUCUGUCUGUCUGUCUGCUGCAGCAGCAGUUCAGUCCCAGUGGAUGAUGGUUAAAUAUGGACUAAAUGUUUAGCGCCAGCAGCCAGAGAGCUGAGCGACCCGUGAGAAUAAAACGGGUCCGUUUUAUUCAAAUUUGGAAACCAUAUAACCCCCGCGGUUAUUUAUGGCUUCUGGCUCGGAGGAUGAUGGCGGGAACACGAGCGGCGCUGCGUGGAGACUGGUCGGACCGGCCUCGGAGCUUUCCAAAAAGCCCUGCCGUCUAAUGUUCUCUCCUCUCGGCCGCGACAGCGAUGUCUGCCUCUUUUAUGUCCAGCGGCAGUUUUUCGCCAUGGACGCUCGGUGCGCUCACUCCGGUGGUCCUCUGUGUGAGGGGGAUAUCGAAGAGGCUGAUGGAGUCCUGAGAGUCUUCUGCCCCUGGCAUGACUAUGGUUACGACCUCAAAACUGGAAAGUCUGGGACAUCAUUAGAGCAACAAGUUUAUGAGGUGAAGCUGGUGGAUGGCAACGUGUAUGUGAAGCACGCAUCUCAUCUCUCCCUGAGGCCUUUUCCAGCUAAUCAGAAAAACUGAGUUAUUUUAGAGCAUCUGGUUCAAUCUAUUUCUAAGACUUUUUCCACAAACACAAGUCAUCCGAAAACAUUCCAGAGCCUUAUCUCUGCUCCUUAGAGCUGCUUCUACUUUGCUGUGAACGAGAGACUAAGGAGACUGUCUGAAGAGGACAAUGAGAUCACUCCAUUGUUUUUCUUCUUACUAUACAGCAAAAAAAAUAAAGCUCUGGAGACGGAGAGUUGUAAGAUGCUUAAGUAUAGAACAUAAAGCAAAUACAGUUAGUAAUACGAUUUGAACUCGUCCACUUUUGUCAUGUUCCAACACUGUGUUUGAUUCAGACAUGAUUUCAAAUAUAGGGAUACAGAUGCAUUGUUUGUUUUGAUUUUAUUGCAUUUUCAAACAGAUGAAACUCAAAAAUGGCUUUCUUGGAUUUUUACCCUGUUUACUACGAUACUCUGAAAUAAAAUAUUGUGAUACCAGCUGCA
Cyprinodon tularosa is the source of this 1036-nucleotide messenger RNA. Its product is annotated as Rieske domain-containing protein-like. Bases 168 to 572 code for a protein of 134 amino acids. The record is from RefSeq and is a predicted model, not a curated record. Lineage: Eukaryota; Metazoa; Chordata; Actinopteri; Cyprinodontiformes; Cyprinodontidae. Gene Ontology annotation, molecular function: nitrite reductase [NAD(P)H] activity; 2 iron, 2 sulfur cluster binding. The transcript is spliced from 3 exons.